Lepisosteus oculatus (spotted gar) is the source of this 3748-nucleotide messenger RNA. Lineage: Eukaryota; Metazoa; Chordata; Actinopteri; Semionotiformes; Lepisosteidae. The record is from RefSeq and is a predicted model, not a curated record.
AUGGAAGUCCUUUCUGUGGUUCUUUUGGCCUUUGCACGCUGGGGUGAGGGGCUGGAUUUCAAACUGCUAAUCUCCAUGCCUAAUACCUCCUCUCAGUUCCAUGUGGGAAGAAUUGGAGCUGGAGCCCUUAUUGCUAUCGAUGAGAUCAACAGGAAUUCUAUCCUAUUAAAGGGUCACCGAUUGGUGUAUGAAUAUGUCGAUGAUGAAUGUGAUGCGAUUAGAGGACCAGGAAAAAUUGUAAGCCUACAACAUAAUCAAAACUACAGUGCUUUCAUAGGCCCAUCUUGCUCAAAGGUAUGCUCCCAUGUAGGCAGGCUUGCUGGUUACUGGAACAUUGCAGUGGUCAGUCCAAUCUGUGCAGACUCAGAAUUUCUGGAUAAAAAGGAAUUUCCUACAAUGACCAGAGUGUUUGGUCCUUUUACCAAAAUGGGGUCAUUCUUUGUCAAGAUCUGUGAAAAGUUUAAUUGGAGGCGCAUUGGAAUAAUCUAUGAUACUAGUCCUACUUGGACCAUCCCAGCUGGAGGAAUCAGAUUUGCUGCAGAACAACAAAAUAUUACAGUGGCUAUAUAUCAAGACAUUCACUCUGGUGAAGGAGAUACCUACAACACUUCUGUCACACUAGGAAGUGACCUAAAGGUUGUGUCUGCUGUGUCUCGCAUUAUUGUGAUAUCAGCAAAAGGAGAAAUGGUGAGAAACUUCCUCAUUGAGGCCCAUAAUCAAGGUUUAAUCAACGGAGAGUAUGUUUUUUUCUGCUUUGAGCCCUAUGAACAGAAACAGAUGUUUGGCAUUUUUGACUGGAGAAGAGGAGAUGCUUAUGACUCAAUAGCAAGAGAAGCUUACCAAGCUCUGUUCCUUCUCACCCUGUACAAACCUGACAACGAGAGGUACAUGAACUUCUCAGCUGAGGUGAUUCGAAGAUCUAAAGAAGACUUUGGAUACCAGUAUGAGCCAGGAGAAAAAGUUUCUGUUCUACCUGCAAUCGCCCAUGAUUCUGUCUGGUUGUAUGCACAUGCACUGAAUGAAACCAUUUCUGAAAAUGGUGAUCCAUAUAAUGGGACUGCCAUUUCUCGGAAAAUGUGGAAUAGAACAAUCACAGGGAUUCAGGGUGAAGUAACAAUAGAUGACAAUGGAGACCGUGAAUCAUCUUAUAUGAUGUAUCACGUACAAAACAAAAGUAACGGAACAUUUCAGGUUAUCGCAAAUUAUUUUGGGACGCGAAAAAACUACGAGCAGGUUCCAGGACUCAGUAUUGUUUGGCCAGGAGGCCGGAGCACGCCGCCUUUGGACACUCCUGUGUGUGGAUUCACAGAGGAGAUGUGUGAGGACGACAGCAAAGCAAGAACUACUAUAAUUGCAGUCGGAUUAAUUGGUGGCUUAUUGGCUGUGGUAAUAGUUGGUUUGAGCCUUCUCUACAGGAAAUACAAACUUCAAGAGAAGGCCUCUCUGAUGCUCUGGAAGGUCAACUUCAGUGAAGUGAGCAUGAUGGAGACGAAGCAUAAUUCAUCAGUCUACAAGGUCUCUCAUUAUACCAUGAAGUCAGCAUCUGAUUCCUUAGAAGCCAUCAGUGAAAGUGAAAAUACACAGAGUGAUUUCUUAUUUACAAAAGCCGCAAUGUACAAAGAGAACAUCUGUUCCAUUCGCUUCUUGCAUGUGAAAAGUAUCAAUCUGAAUAAUGAAUUAAUUAACGAGCUCAGGCAGUGCAGAGAUUUGAACCAUCCUAAUGUCUGUAGCUUCAUUGGAGCUUGUUUGGAGUCCCCUCAUCACUGCUUGUUGACUGAAUAUUGCCCCAAAGGAAGUCUGCAGGAUAUUCUGAAAAACGAUUCGAUUAAACUUGACUGGAUGUUCAAGUAUUCUUUAAUGUUGGACAUAGUGAAGGGAAUGGACUACAUUCACAAGAGUUAUUUGCGGUCACAUGGGCAUCUUUCUUCUUCAAACUGUGUGGUAGACAGCAGGUUUGUUUUAAAAAUCACAGACUUCGGCCUGAGCAACCUCAGACGCCCCAAUACAGCUGGCAUUCAGAACAGCAAAGAGCACUGGCAGUGCUUGCUGUGGAGAGCACCUGAACUGCUGAGGGGUAAUAUGCCUACAAAUGGAACACAAAAAGGAGAUGUGUACAGUUUUGGAAUCAUAGCUCAAGAAAUUGUGUAUCGCAACGGAGUGUUCUUCAUCCCUAGCUGUGUUCUGAAGGCAAACGAGAUUAUAGAGAAGGUAAAAGAGGGAGGAAGCAAUAGCUUCAGACCCUAUACCGACACAACUGAGUGUCCCGGGCCUCUGGCGAUGCUGAUGAAGAGUUGCUGGAGGGAGAGGCCCUCCGAGAGACCCGACUUUACUUCAUUGAAAGCAACUGUUAAGAAGCUAAGCCCUUACGUAGGGAGUGACAACAUUCUUGACAACCUGUUGUCUCGUAUGGAGCAGUACGCCAGCAACCUUGAGGACAUUGUGAACGAGCGCACUGCCCAACUUCUGGAAGAGAAAAAGAAAGCAGAAAGCCUUUUAACACAGAUGUUGCCAAGAUCUGUAGCCAUCCAGCUCAUUUCUGGGAAGACAGUGCAAGCUGAAACUUAUGACUGUGUCACUAUAUAUUUUAGUGACAUUGUAGGAUUUACUGCCAUGUCUGCAGGCAUUACCCCAAUGCAGGUUGUUGAUUUGCUGAAUGACUUGUAUACAUACUUUGACAAUAUCAUUGACAAUCAUGAUGUUUACAAGGUGGAAACCAUAGGUGAUGCCUAUAUGGUUGUUUCUGGGCUCCCCAUAAGAAACGGGGAUGAGCAUGCCAAAGAAAUUGCAAGGAUGUCCUUAUCAAUAGUGGACGCGAUGAAAAAAUUUGAAAACAGACAUGUACCAGGCCAGCAGCUAAAGGUUCGAAUAGGACUGCAUUCAGGCCCCUGUGUAGCUGGAGUAGUGGGAUUAAAAAUGCCUCGUUAUUGUCUUUUUGGGGACACCGUCAACACUGCCUCUCGUAUGGAGUCCUAUGGUUUACCCUUGAAAGUUCACGUCAGCAGCUCAGCGAAAGAUCUGCUAGAUAAAUUUAGAACAUUUCGGUUUGAGCUACGAGGGGAUAUCCAUAUGAAGGGAAAGGGCUUGGUUCGAACAUUCUGGCUUUUGGGAGAAGAAACUUAAGAACAGUUUCUGUUUUUUGUACUGGGCAGUUAUAAUUCUUAUUAUGUCUUAGAAGGCAAUUUACUGUAUGCAAAGGAACUGGUCUUGGAUUAGGGAGUCAGCACAAAAAUGCUUUAUAGUCUGUUAAAACUUACUUUUGAUAUGGUAUCUUGCACAAUUACAAGUUACUUGUGUAAGGGACUAUGGAGCUUUUUCUUAACUUUUCAAUAUGGUACUGCUACUUAAUUGAAUCUGGCUUUAAUAUUAAUCAGAAUGAAAGUUCUUGAAAUGACAGGAUAAGGGUGUUUGAUGCUGAUUGUGAUUCUGCUAUGCUGAUAGACUGCAUGACAUUUAUUUGCUAAAUAUUAUCUAAACAAAAUUAUUCAGGAAAAAAAGAUAUUUAUCAAAGCUAACUAUAACUAUCUUGUUAACAAUCUUUUUUUUAAAUAAAAAGACAUUGGAAUGACAUCAACCGCACACUAAAAAGCAAAAUAAAAUAAUUACAGUAAGUCUUUCUUUUAGAAAGUCUGAAUUUCUCCUGAUAAUCUCAUAUUCUGACUUCCCAUUGACUCUCAUUCUGUUUUUAUUUACUGUUCCAAACUCCACAAAUAGUGAACUCCACGUGGGAUGAAAAUAAACACAAAACAAG